Messenger RNA from Oikopleura dioica, 1263 nucleotides. The record is from the annotation of a GenBank genome assembly. NCBI's taxonomy places the organism in Eukaryota, Metazoa, Chordata, Appendicularia, Copelata, Oikopleuridae.
AUGCAAAAACUGUCCAUUUUCAAGGGCAUUUCCCAAGACAAAAACGACGUCUUUCACGAUCCAAGUUUGCUCCUCAGCUCUGCCGUAACUUACGACAUUUAUUACCACGGCACGACGUCUUGCAAAGGCACUGGCGACAAAACUGAUGCAAAAAGAGCACUUGAUCAAUUCCAUGGGAAAUCUUCUCAAAGUACCAUUUCCAUCAAUUGCCGGCAAAUUGUGAUCAAAAGUGGACUUGAAGAAAUUUUCAAAGCAAAUCUUUAUGAUAUCAGCUACUCAGUCGUGCUAGAAGGUUCCUUGUUGUUUGCAGUCAAAAUGGGACCGAAAAAGUUUCAAUGGCAUCGAGCAGAAUCAAGAGAGAUCAACAGCGUCAACAAAUGCAUCGGACAGGCGUUCGAUCUUGCCUACCACCUCUGGUGUGGCAGCGCCCAAAAACAGCACGAAACUCAUCACGCUGAAAUUCACCAAAUCGAGUCCAGGCUCAAGAGCUUAGAGAAUCAUUAUCGUGCUCUGCGUAGAAAAGUCGACGACUUGAAAACGCACCAAAAACAUCAAUUAUCGAUGGAAGAUACGGUCAUUUCUUCAGAGGAAGAAAGAUUGGAAAUUCCCAUUUUGCCCUUCAACCGGAGUAGAAGGGGAAGUCGUGCCUCUGGUCUUGGAAUUCUCGGAGGUGAUUCUUCAUCCGAUAUUGUCUCCAGCUCUGGAAGCGAGGAGAUUCCAUCAUUUCGGCGGCCAGACUGGGUAGGCACCAAUGAAAUGAAUCUACCGCCUGGUCCGGGCCCGACGCUGCAAGUCCAAGUUCCAUCUCUUAAUCCUUCUCCCUCUCCAUCACCAACACCAAGCUCAAGCCUCCUUCCUUCAAUUCUCAAGAAUCGAAUGGGCUUAUUCGAUCUCAACAGAGACAACUCUCCGAGGAAGAGUCAUAAAAGAAUCACAAUAACUGACGAAAACCCGCAAACUUCUGAAGACGGAAUGCGCAGAAGAAAGUCGUUCUCAGAGAGCAGUGGGAUGACGAAUAGAUUCAUGGGCCCAACGCAUAUCGGAGGCAACUUGGAAAAUCUCAGGGAAAACAUUUAUUCGGACGAUAAUUCAGAUGGACUUUCAAAUCUAGGGAGGGCGAAGAUUCCAUCGCCGUUUCCUGUCCCCUUAGCUGAGGCUGGUUACUCAUUCGAUCUUCCAGGAAGCCCAGUAUGCAUGGAGCAAAGAACUUCUGAGUGUUACAGACAUACUGAAGGAAAUUGUUCACUGAGUCACUUUUGGUAG